Molecule: messenger RNA, 602 nt
Organism: Piliocolobus tephrosceles (Ugandan red Colobus)
Lineage: Eukaryota; Metazoa; Chordata; Mammalia; Primates; Cercopithecidae
Product: guanylate-binding protein 6-like
Exons: 3
Coding region: 225-587 (120 amino acids)
Molecular function (GO): GTP binding; GTPase activity
Source: RefSeq, a predicted model, not a curated record
ACUGCAUGAAUUGCUUUUACUUUCAAUUUCAGCUUUAUUGUACCAUCCCAUUUGUGGAAAUGACUAGCUUCCUCAGCUCACUCUCUUUUUUUCCUUUAUAAAGGAGGGACACAAAAGAAAAGAGGAAGGAGGAACGAGAGCAAGGGGCUAGUGAAAGGCGACUGAAAACUCAAAACUUGGACCUGUGGUGCUGAAGAGCAGGCUCUUCUAGGUUGGCAGCUGCCAUGGAAUCUGGACCCAAAAUGUUGGCCCCUAUUUGCCUGGUGGAAAACAACAAUGACAAGCUGUUGGUGAACCAGCAAGCUGUCCAGAUUCUUGACAAGAUUUCUCAGCCAGUGGUGGUGGUGGCCAUUGUUGGACUGUACCGUACAGGCAAAUCCUACUUGAUGAACCGUCUGGCAGGAGAGAAUCAUGGCUUCCCUCUGGGCUCCACGGUGCAGUCUGAAACCAAGGGCAUCUGGAUGUGGUGCGUGCCCCACCCCUCCAAGCGAAACCACACCCUGGUCCUUCUGGACACCGAGGGUCUGGGCGAUGUGGGAAAGGUAAGGCAGGGAGUCAUAGGCAGGUUCUUUUUAUUCCAGACAUGAUCCUUGUAAUUUAAU